AGUUUAAUAGAGCAAGGUCCCCAUACGCCUGUAUUAUCAGCAAUAUAACAAUUAUAAAAAGCCCGAGAACCAUCAUCAUCACUGCCAUAAAAACUGAGGCCCUCAGAUUUUUUUCCCUCUCCCCCUCCUCCUCCCUCUCCCCCCUCCCGCUUUUUAAACCCUGGGCCCUGGAAAAGCCAUGAAUUUUGAAUUUGAGAGGGAGAUCGGGUUUAUAAAUAGCCAGCCUUCGCUUGCAGAGUGCCUGACGUCUCUUCCCGCUGUCCUGGAGACAUUUCAAACUUCAUCAAUCAAGGACUCGACAUUAAUUCCUCCUCCUUUUGAGCAAACCGUCCUCAGCCUGAAUCCUUGUUCCAGCAGCCAGGCGAGACCAAGGAGCCAAAAAAGAGCAUCUCAUGGCCUGCUCCAGCUCCAGCCCCAGCCUCCGGCACAGCCCGGCCCCUUGGCAGCGGAAUUCCCCUGGAUGAAGGAGAAGAAAUCGUCCAAGAAAGCUACCCAGGCUCCAUCCUCUUCUUCCUCUUCUUCCCCCCCAUCAUCUUCCUCGGUGCCGGUCCCUGCCGCAGGAUCUCCUGCAGACAUCCAGGGGCUGGCAGACACCAGCGGCUCCAGGAGGCUCCGGACCGCGUACACCAACACGCAGCUGCUGGAGCUGGAGAAGGAAUUUCACUUCAACAAAUACCUCUGCAGGCCCCGGCGGGUGGAGAUCGCGGCUCUGCUCGACCUCACCGAGCGGCAAGUCAAGGUCUGGUUCCAGAACCGCCGGAUGAAGCACAAGAGGCAAACCCAGUACAAAGAACCCCCCGACGGGGAUCUCGCCUACCCCAACCUGGACGAGGGCAGCGACCCCGCGGAGGAGGCUGAGGAGAGCCCAGCUUUCGGGCCGGCUCCGGAGCCCAGCGGGCCCUACCAAAGCGAAAAGCCGGGGAACGAGGAGCCCGGGAGCCCGCGGUUCGCGGCGGCCGGGGCGGAGCGGGCGGCCGCGGGGGAGCCCGGCGCCACCGCCGGCCCCUCGGACCGUGCCUACCCCGAGAGCCAGGACUCGCCUUUGUUGCCAGAGCUGAGCAUCUUCUCGGCAGAGUCCUGCCUGCAGCUCUCGGAGGGGCUUUCCCCCAGUCUCCAAGGCUCCCUGGAGAGCCCCGUCCACUUCUCCGAGGAAGACCUGGACUUUUUUACAAGCGCACUUUGUACUAUAGAUUUGCAACAUUUAAAUUUCCAAUAGCGACCCCCCCCCCCGCCUCGCCGUUUCUGCCCCUUGCAGGCGCACCAGCCCCAUCCCGAGCCCCUGCCAGCUCUCCCCAGUCUCCCGUACGGGGCGGGGGGGGGGGGGCACCCCCAAAACCAAACCCAAGCCAUCUCUUAUUCAAUCACCCCAUCCCAAUCCCCAGACACUUUCUUUUAAAGCUCCUCACACUGUGGGACCCGAAUCACCCUCCCAAUAUUUAUUCUAGAAGGCUCACGGGAAAGAACAGCCCGAUUUUUGCUAAAUGCAGGUAUUUAAUUAUAGUUUUAUUUUUUCCUUAUUUAUUUUAAAGAAAGCACCCGAUAGUUCUCACGCACAUCAGAGAUGUUAGCCCCCAAGAGAAAACAUUUGUAAAUCCUUCAGGAUUUACUUUCUCAGGAAUCAGAACGAGACUUUUAGAUUUCUUAAUAAAAUAAUUAAUAAAAAAAAAACCAGAGGAAUUUUCCUUCCUCUUUUUAAGUUUUAGAUGUAGACUA
Molecule: messenger RNA, 1713 nt
Organism: Aquila chrysaetos chrysaetos
Lineage: Eukaryota; Metazoa; Chordata; Aves; Accipitriformes; Accipitridae
Gene: HOXB2
Product: homeobox B2
Exons: 2
Coding region: 179-1216 (345 amino acids)
Biological process (GO): regulation of DNA-templated transcription
Molecular function (GO): DNA binding; DNA-binding transcription factor activity, RNA polymerase II-specific
Source: RefSeq, a predicted model, not a curated record